This is a messenger RNA of Sinocyclocheilus grahami, 1153 nucleotides long. RefSeq names its product ras-related protein Rab-20-like. Gene Ontology annotation, molecular function: GTPase activity; GTP binding. Lineage: Eukaryota; Metazoa; Chordata; Actinopteri; Cypriniformes; Cyprinidae. The record is from RefSeq and is a predicted model, not a curated record. The transcript is spliced from 2 exons. Bases 257 to 997 code for a protein of 246 amino acids.
GUGGGAGCAGAGCGAUGUUUUUUUAAAAGGACCGGCGUUAUGUCCAUGUUUAGGCACGAACAAGUCCAUUUCAACCCACCUAAAUCGCCCAGAAGACCUGCUGAGAUCGGCUCCUUAUAAAGUGUUUCUACAAUACGAGCCACGAGUAACAACUUCCAAAGGAACUUCAACGGCGCACAUUCCUUAUGAAUCGCGAAGUUGGAAGUCUAUAAUUUUGAGAUAUUCGUUUCAUCACUGAGUCUUCAACCUUAAACCCAUGCCUGGUUCUGGGAAAAUGAGAAAGCCCGAUAUUAAAAUCGUAAUCUUAGGAGACAUGAAUGUAGGGAAAACGUCCCUGCUGCACAGGUACUCAGAGAGAAGCUUUAAGGACACUUUAAGCACAAUCGGCGGAGCGUUCUUCUUGAAGCAGUGGGGUCCGUAUAACAUCUCUAUCUGGGAUACAGCGGGUCGUGAACAGUUCCAUGGUCUAGGCUCCAUGUAUUGUCGUGGCGCUGCAGCCAUCAUUCUCACGUAUGAUGUCACAAACUGGCAGAGCUUUGUAGAGCUUGAAGAUCGCUUCCUCUCUCUCUCUGACUCAGCCAAUAGUGACAGCAUAUUUGCCAUUGUGGGCAACAAAGCAGACCUCACUGACCCUAAAGCCCAUGUUAUGACCCUAGAGAAAGUCAGAGCAGAAGAGGGUAGCGUGCUUCCCCUUCCAUCCUUUCCCACAACUCCAGACUUUCCCUUGCACAAACAGGUGAGUCAGGAUGAUGCUACAGCACUGUACAACCGCAUAAUUCGCUAUAAGGCACUAGAGGGCACCAGCCCACCAGCAGAAAAGAUGUGCUUUGAGACAAGUGCUAAGACUGGAUUUAAUGUAGAUGUUAUGUUUGAGACACUCUUUGAUAUGGUGUUGCCAUCCAUCAUUCAAAAACACUCCCAAAGCGAUUCGCCGAUAUUGUAUUUGGAGGACUAUAAUGAAGAGGGGAUGAAGAGCAAAGGAGAUUGUUGCACAUGAAAGCAUUUGCUGAAGAGCAUCUGGGGUCUUGCAUGAAUAUCUUUUUACUUAUGGACACUGUUAUUUGAUCUGUUAGUUUACUGUCACAGUAAAUAUUGUACAUUGUCACAGUGAACAAGUGCACAUUAUCUCUGUUCUGACUCAUAUUAGGUGUGU